Molecule: messenger RNA, 15008 nt
Organism: Bicyclus anynana (squinting bush brown)
Lineage: Eukaryota; Metazoa; Arthropoda; Insecta; Lepidoptera; Nymphalidae
Product: ubiquinone biosynthesis O-methyltransferase-like
Exons: 10
Coding region: 10501-11421 (306 amino acids)
Biological process (GO): ubiquinone biosynthetic process
Molecular function (GO): 2-methoxy-6-polyprenyl-1,4-benzoquinol methyltransferase activity
Source: RefSeq, a predicted model, not a curated record
CUCAAGGUUACAGCUAUUAUAUCUGUGUGGUGCUAAAAACCUGUUGAAUCAUUUUCUGAAUCAUGUGGGAGAUUGCCGCAAAAAAAACAUAACAAUAAGCGAAGUGAACUAUCAACUGAAUGCAAACAGCAUUCUUUCCACUGGCUCAUUAUAUAGGCAGACAAUACGGAGGGAAGUAAGAACUAGGUGUUUUCGCAAUGGCGUUAUUGUUUUCUGUAGAAUGCUUUCAAAUUUGCCGCCUUGGUGUCGCGAGGCAUCGGUGCAGCCGAUUCACUGCAAGCGCACUAUUCCCCAUUCGCACGCGAGUUAAAAAAGCGAUGUGUUAAAACCCAGCGUUGGCGAGCGUAGCGUAUAGUAUAAAGUUGAAUGAAGGUCUAUUUCUAAUUCCCAAAAUUGAAAAUGCAACAGUGCUAAAAAAGCAUCGUGUUUUAAAAACGCUGUCGUGUGAACAUAUCCUUGAGAAUGCAUUUGUUGUGUUUGAACGCUUUUUUUAACGGCCGUGAGUAAAAAAACUCUCGUGCGAAUAAGGGCUAAAGGCAUCGGAAACCAACAAACAUUUGACUUUGCUUGUCAACCAAUGUUUGAUAAACGCUUUCAACAAAGCCGUAAAUUAUUUGACAAACAUAUUAUUAAAUCGUUUCCAAUCGCUUUACUUGUUCCUAUGAAUUUUGUUACGUCUGUAGGUUACGUAAAGAACAUUCCAAAAAAAAAUCUAAAUUUCCACCUUUAAUGUCUUUUAAACAUGAUCCCUGUUUCCCUUUACACCGAAGUAAGCCUUUUCGUGUUUUAACCAAUAAUCCCCCAUCCCCUCUGACUAAGCGAAAUCUUGUGCUAGGGAUGUACCUACACUAUAAUAGUAUAGGAUCCUAGACCUUACAAAUUUUAGUUCAGCCUCACCCUUAGUGUUGUAACAAGUCGUCAAUUUGACUUUUAGCUUGAUUUGCAUACUCGUAAUAUUAGAUGUAUGCUAGCCACAAACGGUCAAUUAUUCUCACGUUUCUGUAGCACCCACGACUAUAAUUGAUCGUGUGUUGGUCACUGCGUACAUGACUUGUAUAGUAUGCCGCGUGGGUACUGCCGUUUGCUUUCCAGGAACGUGAGAAUAAUUGACCGUUUGUGGCUAGCAUUAGAUAAAAAUAUAAGUUUUUGAUAUAAGAAUCAUUCUAGUUACAAAAGUUGUAAUUACUCUUCAAUUUUAAAACACAAGUGGUGUUUAUCGUUUUGCUGUAAUUUGAAAUUUAUCGCUUUUCGUACUGGUUAUUUUAUUUAUAAUGUUAUGAUCAAUUACACAUUCUGUGCAAAUAAUUUUUAUCAGUCAUUUGAGAGCUACGCAACACACGCCAAAUUCAUUCUUGAUAGGCGGUGAAUCAUGUUCCUAUUUGUGGAUUUCUCUGACGUCGAAACCACAAAUUUAAUUGUGGUCAAACGAAUUAUAAUAUAGUAAAUUAUCACUAUUAGUCAUACAUUUAUAAUGCAUACAAAUCUUACCUGAGUAACCUGUUGUAUAUCAAAAAAGAUUAAAAAAAACCGUGUGGCAGUCGAGGACUGCCGUGGUAAAGCAUAGAAUUUUUAAAUUUAGAUAGAAGCAGGCGUUACUUUGCGAAAGUUCAUCAUGAUUAUUAUAAUGAUUUAUUUAUUUUGCUAUCCUCCGCGAAAAGCCGACGAACCCAUGCGACAACGUCACCCAGGUCCGACGAAAUACUCUCUACGUACGUUUCACACCGAAACCGGAGCAUCCUCAGGAGAUGUUGACUGUACAACGUGCAAUUGCACGUUGAAUAGAAUUUUUUGUCAACUUAUGCAAUUAUAAUUAUUUAUUUAUUUUAUUUACGCAGUAUUUUUUUUUCUUUAGAAAAUAAUAAAAAAUAAAAGAAUAAAUAAUACGUUCAGCUGAAUCGUACUCUGGUUUAAUUAAAAAGUUUGCCCCUUAGUUUCACAGCACUUGUCCAGUUGAGUCGAUAUGACAACGUCGAAAUGCGUUAACUUGAUGUACGGCUUGGGUGUUAGGUUUAUUUUCGUUACGGAAUUUCUUGAUUCGGUCACCGCGCUCAAAGCCUGCGAUAAAAGCUAUGCAAUAGCUUUUUAAUAAACAAUUAUUUCAGACCCUCUUCCUCACUACUGAUGAUUGGGUAAAGUUUAAAAAAAAUGGAUUAAAAUAAUUAAUAUCUAUGUACUUAAAUUAUCGGUUGUUUUUUGAAUGGUUGUUAUUUGAAAAAAUAUGGUAGAAGGUUUCAAGGACUCUGUACCCUUGAAACCUGCUACCUUCCAAAGCCACCACAGUCAAAAUUCCAUAGUUAGCUACUUAUUUAUUCACCUAUAGACUGUUGAACUUUCAGUCUCCUAAAAUUAGAUGUCGGGCUAUCGCAAGCCCUCGGUCUAUAAAGAAAUUGGUUGACGAUGACAUCGCACUAACCGGCCAACCGAAUUCCAACUGAAACGGAUCAAUAAAAUACCUACAAUGACACUCGUUUUGCCAUAAAAACAUAGUCUGUAAUGGCAGGCGUCCACAGAUCCUCAUCGGACGCAUCGCUCAAACGGAUUUUAGUAUUCUUACGGAUCUUAUCUAUCGUAAAAUUAAAAAUCCGUUUGAUGCGGUGCGUGCGAUUCGUACUAUGCGGAUCUGUGGACGCCUACCAUUAGGGCGUUCGGACAAAGUAAUACGUCAGACUCGUAAUCUCGUAUUGCGAACGCUUGCAACGACCUUCAAGGUUGCAGAGAUAUGGAACUGGUUUGGUGACUUGUCUUAGACGGCACUCCUUUGUUCACAGCCAGCCACACACGGUCAAGCAUACCGUCAUGUCUGCAGCGCGUUUAGGGAUGUGGGUAAUGAAAAAAUAUGGAAAUAGCGUUAUUGGGUUUCGAUAUUUUUUUUUCACACUGUCUUUUCUACAGACUUGAUACGUAUACUUGAUCUUGUGUAGCUGGCUUAAGUAAAAGUCUACAAAUACUUAAAUACUUAUAUUGUAAAGUAAGAAAAUUGUACACUAUGAAACGAAAACGCGUAUUAAGUUGUAAGCCUAUCUUCUUUACGGAAUAAUGCAAAUACAAAGUCAGAAGGUGUUAUAUAAUAUUUUAAGUAUUUAUGGUUCCGUACAUACCUCAAAUGGAUAAUAAUAAGUAUAAGUAAUAUAAAAAGAAAAAAAAAAUCUAUUAAAAAAAAAAAAAAUUGUAUUACUAAUUUGUAUGAAAUAAAUAAAGACUUUAUUAUUAUUAUUAUUAUUAUUAUUUACAUACCUCAAAUGGGCCCUUAUAGGAUCACUUUGUUGACCGUCUGACUGUCUGCAUGUCUGUCUGUUAAUCCUUAACUCUUCCAAGCCCACUACCAUCUUAGACUCAACAAUGAGGGGCUGUCCGCACUGGGGAAUACUUAUACUAUAGCCAUACUUGAUGUGUAGGUAGUGCUUACACAAACAAAUUAGAAAUGAAGGUAGAAAAUGCAUGUCAUUUCAUCAUUGACAACCCAUAUUCGGCGCUCAGUUAAGCACGAGUCUCCAGUCAGAAUGAGAGGGGUUAAUCGCGGCAAUGGAACGAGUUGAAAUUAAAACCAUAUACUCUACAGUCUAUGGAAGCUAUUUAAAAUUUCUAAGUUAACGUAAAAAUAUUACACGACCGAUAAUGCCACAAAUAACUAUGAAAGACAAGUAAUAUCGUCUUAUUCCUACUACAAGUAUGGAGAAAAAUCUAAGAACUAUAUUAUAUUUGUAAAAACAGGGUCCUUAUGCGCAAGUACUUGUACGGAACCCUCGGUGGGUUAGUACAACUUGCACUUGUCCUUUUAAAGAAUUUGAAUACACGUACAUUAAUAAUACCUAUUAAGCUACACCACAGUAGAUAUAACAAGCAGUAUAAUAACUCGGCCGUAUUUUUGAAAUAAAUACCUACAGCCGCGCGCUCCGUAAACAUGUGAUAGGGCUGCCCGCCUCCAGCAUUUUAAUUACAUUUGCCAACUUUGUGUUUCCAUUUAGUUAUGUGAUUGUAAAUAUACUUUUUUUUAAAUAAACAAAUAAAAUACUUUGUAAAUUGUAGUAAAAUAGGAAGUUAUCAAUAAAAUGCGUGUUGUUUUUUGAUUGGUAGAUUUAAAUAAGGCUGAUACUAAUCAAUGAUCUUGAAGGACGUUCAUAUAUUUAUUUUGGUGAUGCCAUCUAGGUAUUACCACCACACUAGGUGACCAAAUAAUAAAAAAUCGAUCAAGUGCGUUUCGGGCCACGCGCAGUGUAGGGUUCCGUAGAUUAUGUUAGCACUUUAAUCCCUUAUGUAAUGCACAAAAAUACCGAUAACGAUACCCCCACACUAUAGAAUAGACGAUAAAAAAAUUGAUCCUGACUUGGCAUGUAGGGAAGGAACUACAAAAAACAAAUUGAGAUUGACCGUGUUCGCUAGUAGUUUAAUAAAAAAAAUCUAGAUAGGUAUAUUAAUAUCAGCUGGCUCUUUACUCUUUUUAUUCAAAUACAUUAAAGUAUGAGCAACACAAUAAUGUUGUUAAAUUCAAACAACUUCUUUACUUAACUUCUUUAUUACAUUAAAAUACCGGUAUACAAAACAUACAUGUCAUAAGAUUUAAAUCUAUGUAUUACAUAAUAAUCAAAGAAAACAACCUAAAUGAAGAAGUUAAUAAAUAAUUAUUUAAUAAUAUUUUAUUUAUUACCGUUUACGUCAUUUACCUAUUUACACAAUUUUAUCAUUUAAGCAUUUAUUUAUAUAUAUAUAUUUUUAAUUAUGCCUUUAGAAUACAAAAUAUUAAUCAAACUUUAUAAAAAUAAACUUUUUCCUAGUCGUCAUAAUUAAAAAAUUCAAUACACUGCGUUCGUCACCGCGGCACAGUCGCAACGGUCUUCACCCCACGAUUACCCCACGUACGAGGUGCGUAGGUAUAGCUCGCGUUUCGACCUUUAGUAUGAAGUCCAACUACUGGUUAUACUGUGGUUACACAUACAAAUUCUAUUUAUUAUUCUUGCAUAAGUAGGUAUUUCUUACGAUUAUUAUUAAUGACUAGCCGAGGCUCGCAGUUUCACUCGCUUGGUUCCCGUUCCCGUGGGAAUAUGGAGAUAAAAUAUAGCCUAUGACACUCACAAACAACGUGGUUUUCUAUUGGUAGAAGAUUUUUUGAAAUUGGUUCUGUAAAUUCAGAGAUUACCCUCUACAACCUUACAAACACACAAACUCACGAACUUCACCUCCUUACAAUUCAGAUGAUUGAGCUUGAUAAGUGGAUCUCAUAUACAUAACUAUAUUUACGACUAGUGGACGACCGCGACUUCGUCCGCCUUUAGACCUUACAGUAAGAACUCGCUGUAAAAAUGGAGUAGCUUCUCCCGUUUUCCCAACAUUUCCCUUCACUGCUCUGCUCCUAUUUAUCGUAGCGUGAUGAAAAGUAUACUUUAACUUGCCCAGGAGUAUGAAGGAUACCAAAUUGUACCAAAUUUCGUUAAAAUCCGUAGAGUACUUUUUGUUUCUAUAACGAACAUACAGACAGACAGACGAAAAUUUUACUGAUUGCAUUUUGGCAUCAUUAUCGAUCACUAAUCACGCCCUGAAGAUUUUGGAAAUAUAUUUUAUGUACAGAAUUGACUUCUCUACAGAUUUAUUAUAAGUAUAGAUAUAGAUAUGUCAGCCACUGGCGAUCAAGUAAUCUCACAUGCCUGCAGCGCUAUCAGCAUGAUGUCAUGCAAAUCGCGACAACCACACGAUCAGUUUUAUCGGUUGUCAAGCCGUGAAUAUCGUUCCAUAACCUCUUCGAGUUCAACUCUCACUUGAUUCGUUUUUUUUAUUAUACGGGCUUAUUUUUUUAUUUAAAUUAAAAUCCUUUUAUAAAAAAGUUAAUAUAUAAAUAAAUAAAAAGUCUCCAAUCAACUGCUGAUAGGUUUAAGUUUUGCUUUUUAAUUGGCUACAUUUCAUUCAUUUAAAAGUAGCAAGUCGCAAUUGACCGGUCUUUCCUAGUAAUAUCUGCCUACUAGGUAAGAAAAUAUAACGAAAUGAAUGUUUUUGUGAUUAAUUAAUGUUUAAUGGUAAUAUUCCCGUGUAAUCUAUAUAUUAUCGUCAUCAACGCAUAUAAAUAGAACUGAAGUGUCUGUAUGUGAUUCCAAAGUAACUGUAUGUUUUCAAGUGCUUAUAGAUAUAUACAGGAUACCAAACCAAAACAAGUUUUUUAAAUAAAAAUGUGUUUUUGUUUGUCUGAGUUAAUCUUUGGAACGGCUGAACCAGUUUUAACGGGACUUGCUUUGGAAGAUAGAUGAAGUUGUGGAGAAACAUAUAGGCUACUUUUUUCCCGAAAAAAUACACGGUUCCCGCGGGAUUUGUGAUAAACUAAAUUUCACGCGAACGAAGUCGCGGGCUUCCGCUAGUUUAUAUAAACGAAAUGUUUCUUCUUGCUAUUUGUAGUAUCAUUGUGUAGAAAUGCCCUUUCCCUAGAUAAUCUAUUAUCCAGAUUCAAAGAAAGAAUCUAGAAGAGAUUUAAUUUAAAAAAUGUUUAUUUUGUGUUUAAGUAAUUUCUUACAAUAUGAUGAAGGGGACUGCAAAACUGUUAAACAAUUGCCAUAGUGUCAAUAAAAUUGUGAUUCGGUGAGUAAACAAAACACAACAACUAUGCCGUAAGCCAUUAUUAUAAUGUCUCUAUUAUCAUAUAUUUUCGUUUAUAUUUGAAUAAUAACAUUUUUAUUCCCUAGUGAUUUUUUAAAUUGAUUUUCAGAAGUUGGUGUCCGGUUAGUAGCGUUUCAAAUAAUGUAAAUGUCUUAAGCAGAAGAGAUGCUCACUCUACGAUUGACACUAAAGAUUUUUUCCAUGGACCAAAUGGCAAAUUUAGAGCACUUCAUUUAUGGAACUAUUUACGAUUACCUUUUAUAAGAGAUGGUCUUGUAGAUGUAGCGCCUGGUGAAAAGUUCUCUACUUGUCUGAAAGGAAAGAAAAUCCUAGAUGUAGGUUGUGGAGCAGGGAUUCUCUCAGAGAGUCUGGCUAUGUACGGAGCCGAAGUUAUUGGAAUAGACUCGAGCAAACAAGUUCUUGAUAUAGCUGUAGACCAUAGCUCUAAAAACAAACGCUUGGUCAGUAAUAAGCCUACGUACAUUUUAUCUACAAUCGAGGAUCACAGUACUACAAACCCUGACUUCUACGACGCAGUCGUAGUGUCCGAGGUCAUAGAGCACGUUGCUCAAAAGGAACUGUUCGUAGAAUGCUGUGUACGCGCCACAAAACCGGGUGGAAAACUAUUCUUUACGACGCCCAGUAGAACCCUUUACGCCCAGUUUACUUUAAUAUUUUUAGGUGAAAACGUUUGGCGAUGUUUUGCAAAGGGUGUCCAUAAAUACGACAGUUUGAUGACACCAGACGAAUUGAUAUUUAUGUUAGAAAUGAAUGAUUGCAAUGUGGAAGUUUUAAAGGGUUACAAUUAUUACCCAUGGGGGGAGUACUGGGCUUGGACUAAUCAUAAACUAUUCAGCUUUGCUGUGCAGGCUGUAAAGUCACAUAAUAACAAUGAGAAUGACUAAUUUCAACGUUGCGUAAUAUGCGUAUUUGAAUAAAAAACGCCUUCGCUAACUGUCUUAUAUAUUUCUAUAUUGUACUUCAAAACUAACAUUUGUCGUAGCAAAUUAAAUAAAUAUAAUUUUAUUAUUACUAUUUUAGUUUUUGUUUAUCUUACCUAUUUUAAUUGUUGGCGACCCCGCACUACGAGUAGAUGGAUCAAGCGGGUUGCAGGGAUCCGCUGGAUGCUGGCGGUUUGAGACCGUUAUGCUUGGAGGUCCAUGCAAGAGGCCUAUGUCCAGCAGUGGACGUCUAUCGGCUGAUAAUGACUGGUUUGGUGACUUGUCUUAGACGGCACUCCUUUGUUUACAACCAGCCACACACGGCCAAGCAUACCGUCAUGUCUGCAGCGCGAUGAAAAAAUAUCGUAAUAGCGUUAUGGGUAUGGUUUCGAUAUUUCUUUUCUUUACAGUCUUUUCUACAGACUUGAUACGUAUACUUGAUCGUGUGGCUGGCUAGCUGGCUUAAAUAGAAGUCCAUAAAUACUAAAAUAUUAUAAAAUAAGAGAGAAGUAACAAAACGGUACAAUAUGAAACGAAAACGCGUCUUAAGUUGUAAGCCUAUCUUCUUUCCGAAAUAAUGCAAAUACAAAGACAUAGGUGUUAUAUAAUAUUUCAAGUAUUUAUGGUUCCGUACAUACCUCAAAAGGAAAAUAAUGGAGCCCCUUAUAGGAUCACUUUGUUGACCGUCUGUCUGUCUGCCUGUUAAUCCUUAAUCGCGGAAACGUAACGAGUUGAAAUUAAAACCAUAUACUAACAGUUUAUGGAAGCUAUGAAAAAUUUCCAAGUUAACGUAAAAAUAUUACACGACCGAUCAUGCCACAAAUAAGUAUGAAAGACUAGUAAUAUCAUCUUAUACCUACUGCAAGUAUGGAGAAAAAUCCAAGAACUAUAUCAUAUUUGUAAAAACAGAGUCCUUAUGCGCAAGUAACGAAGUAUGAAUUGUACGGAACCCUCGGUGGGUUAGUACAACUUGCACUUGUCCUGUUUACGAAUUUAAAUACACGUACACAGCUUAAUUAAUAAUACCUAUUAAGCUACACAUACAAAUUCUUUUUAUUAUUCUUGCAUAAGUAGGUAUUUCUGACGAUUAUUAUUAAAGACUAGCCGAGGCUCGCAGUUUCACUCGCUUAGUUUCCGUUCCCGUGGGAAUACGGAGAUAAUAUUUAGCCUAUGACACUCGCAAACAACGUGGCUUUCUAUUGGUAGAAGAUUUUUUGAAAUUGGUUCUGUUAAUUCAGAGAUUACCCUCUACAACCUUACAAACACACAAACUCACGAACUUCACUUCCUUACAAUUCAGAUGAUUGAGCUUGAUAAGUGGAUCUCAUAUACAUAACUAUAUUUACGACUAGUGGACGACCGCGACUUCGUCCGCCUUUAGACCUUACAGUAAGAACUCGCUGUAAAAAUGGAGUAGCUUCUCCCGUUUACCCAACAUUUCCCUUCACUGCUCUGCUCCUAUUGAUCGUAGCGUGAUGAAAAGUAUACUUUAACCUGCCCAGGAGUAUGAAGAAUACCAAAUUGUACCAAGUUUCGUUGAAAUCCAUCGAGUAGUAUUAGUUUCUAUAUCGAACAUACUGACAGACAGACAAAAAUUUUACUUAUUGCAUUUUUGGCAUCAGUAUGGAUUACUAAUCACCUGAAGAUUUUGGAAAUAUAUUUUAUGUACAGAAUUGACUUCUCUACAGAUUUAUUAUAAGUAUAGAUAUAGAUAUGUCAGCCACUGACGAUCAAGUAAUCUCACAUGCCUGCAGCGCUAACGGCUUGACGUCCGAUAAAACUGAUCGUGUGUUGGUCGCGAUCAGCAUGAUGUCAUGCAAAUCGCGACAACCACACGAUCAGUUUUAUCGGUUGUCAAGCCGUGAAUAUCGUUCCAAACCCUCUUAAGCAAGUUCAACUAGCGCUUGAUUCGUUUUCUUUUUCUUUCAGUUAUACAGGCUUAUCUUUUUAUUUAAAUUAAAAUCCUUUUAAUUUAUAAUAAUUAAUCUUAAUUUAUACAUAAACAAUAUAAAAGGUCUCCAAUCAACUGCUGAUAGGUUUAAGUAUUGCUUUUUAAUUGGCUACAUUUCAUUCAUUAAAAAGUAGCAAGUCGCAAUUGACCGGUCAUUCCUAGUAAUAUCUGCCUACUAGGUAAGAAAAUAUAACGAAAUUAAUGUUUUUGUGAUUAAUUAAUGUUAAAUUCCCGUGUAAUUUAUGUAUUAUUGUCAUCAAUACAUAUAAAUAGAACUGAAGUGUCUGUAUGUGAUUCCAAAGUAACUGUAUGUUUUCAAGUGCUUAUAGAUAUAUACUAUACGCGAUACCAAACCAAAACAAGCUUUUUAAAAAAAUUUGUUUUUGUUUGUCUGGCUGAACCAGUUUUAACGGGACUUAAUAAUCUGCGUAGGUUUCUCCUGGACAAUGCGUUUUAUGACAUAAAUGAAUUUUUAACUUUGACAUUUUAAUAUAAAUUUAUUCUUUUGACAAUAUGAUGUAAAUUGAUUUUUGAUUCAUUUAUUUUUUAUUUGUAUUUUCUUUUUUUCAAAUUAAUUAAUAUUGUUCUUCUAUUCAUCAUUAAAAGUAAUUUCUGGAAUGAUAUAAUAUUUACUGUAAAUGUAACUAAUAUAAUAUUUUGCAUGCCAAUCGGGCGUGAUACAGAACAGAUUAUAUUUAUUUGUUAAGACCUUGUAAACUGUAUCAGCAAAUAAAGGAUUGUAUCUUUGUAUCUUUGAUUUGGAAGAUAGAGGAGGUUGUGUAGAAACAUAUAGGCUACUUUUUUCCCGAAAAAAUACACGGUUCCCGCGGGAUUUGUGAUAAACUAACUUUCACGCGAACGAAGUCGCGGGCGUCCGCUAGUUUAUAUAAACGAAAAUUUCUUCUUGCUAUUUGUAGUAUAAUUGUGUAGAAAUGCCCUUCCUUAUAUACUCUUAUCCAGAUUCAAAGAAUCCAAAGUAUGGAGAUUUAAUUUAAAAAAUGUUUAUUUUGUGUUUAAGCAAUUUCUUACAAUAUGAUGAAGGGGACUGCAAAACUGUUAAACAAUUGCCAUAGUCUCAAUACAAUUGUGAUUCGAAGUUGGUGUCCGGUUACUACCGUUUCAAAUAAUAUAAAUGUCUUAAGCAGAAGAGAUGCUCACUCUACGAUUGACACUAGAGACUAUUUCCAUGAACCUAAUAAUAAUAAAGUACUCGAUACGUUUUGGGAUCCCAAAGGCACAUUUAGAGUACUUCAUUUGUGGAACUAUUUACGAUUACCUUUUAUAAGAGAUGGUCUUGUACACGUAGCGCCUGGUGAAAAGUUCUCUACUUGUCUGAAAGGAAAGAAAAUCCUUGAAGUAGGUUGUGGAGGAGGGAUCCUCUCAGAAGGUCUGGCUAAGUAUGGUGCCAAUGUUACUGGAAUAGACACAUGCGAAAAAGUGCUUGAAAUUGCCAUUGACCAUAGCUCUAAAAACAAACGCUUGGCCAAUAAUAAACCUACUUACAUAUUAUCUGCCAUAGAGGAUCACUGUAUUUCUUACCCUAAUACGUACGACGCAAUCGUGGUGUCCGAGGUCAUAGAGCACGUUGCUCAAAAGGAACUGUUCGUAGAAUGCUGUGUACGCGCCACAAAACCGGGUGGAAAACUAUUCUUUACGACGCCCAGUAGAACGCGUUUCGCACAGUUUUAUAUGAUAUUUCUCUUUGAGAAAAUUUUGAAAUGUUAUGCUAAAAAUGGUCAUCAAUAUGACACAUUUAUGACACCAAGCGAACUGAAAUUCAUGCUAGAAACGAAUGACUGCCAUGUGGAGGAUAUAAAGGGUUACAUUUACUACCCGCUCGCUGACCAAUGGGCUUGGACUAAUCAUAAACUGUUCAGUUUUGCUAUGAAGGCUGUAAAAUUACCCAGUAAAAACGAGAAUGAUAAUCCCAUUAUUGCUGAUAACUCGUAUUGAUAUAGCAACAAAUUAUUAUCUUAUACAUAGGUACUGGAAUAUUUAAAUAUUUUUUUAAUUAUAGUUAAAUAAAUUAUUAGAUAUUAUUUGUAUUUUAGUUUAGUUACCCUUCCCUAUCUUAUUUUUUUUGAUUUUACAGGCAAUUUACAUUUCAACUGUUGUUGAUUAAAAAUACUGCAUGUCUAUAGUUCGGACUACUUUAGUAUUUUAGUCGAGUACGAACAAUUUUUGGAUUUACCACCCAAAUAUUAGAUUGUAUUAUUAUAAUAAAAGUGUGACUAGUAUAAUUAUUGUGCUACUAGCUGACGCCGCGCGGGUUCACCCACGUGGUUUCAGUUCCCAUAGCAAUACGGGAAUGAAUUUUUCAAAUCGGACCAAUAGUUCCUGAGAUUAGCGCGUUCAAACAAACAAAGUCAUGAGCUUUAUAAUAUUAGUAAAGAUAUAAUGUAAGAUAUAUGAUAUUGCUUGAAAUACUCGUAAAUAAAUAUAUAAAUAUUUUGUUCUUACCAUAGGUUUACGAGUCAGGACAGAGCAUCUAUGGUUCUUACAAUUACUAAUUAUUGAUACUUUAGCCACAGAAUAGUAGGUACAUCAGUCGAGAUAUCGCAUUAUAAACGACAUUUAAAAUUCUAUACGUUACUUCACGCUCCGUCUCGGCAGAUGUGUUCAAUUACAAACGUUGAGAAUUGAGAUGCAGCUGCAAAUGUGAUAAUUGAGAUGGCACGCGUUCUACCUGCUCUGGGUAGUUAUGGCUCGUCACAGACCCAUACCAACAACAAGGUAAAUACGACUUGAAUAACUUACAACAGUUAGUUGGUAAUUGUGUAUAUCUGUCACUUUUUUUUAAUGGUCUUAGAUUGAUCAUUAUCGUUCUACUAGAUCAAUGGUACUCAACCUUUUUCACCAGAAGGCUACAAACACCUGUUAGACAUGGUGUCGUGGGCCACAAAAAAUAAUAAGUUCUGGUUUUCGCAAUAGUUUUUAAAUCUAUACUUAAUAUUAUAAAGCUGAAUAGUUUGUUUGUUAGUUUGUUUGAACGCGCUAAUCUCAGGAACUACUGGUCCGAUUUGAAAAAUACUUUCAGUGAUAGAUAGCCUAUUUAUGGAGGAAGGCUAUAGGCUAUAUUACAUUUUAAAAAAAAAUAGGGAUCCUUCUUGAAACUCCAAUAAUGUAACCCAAGGUGUACAAAAUUGUUGCUUAAAUGGCGUGCGCUGCAAAAACUAUUGUUAGAAUAACAUAAUGUACUACAACUUUGCAGAACACGUCAUUUUCUACAAAAAAUGUCGCGACAGCAUAUAUCUAUCUUCUAUAUUUUUAGCAGAUAUAGUACUUUUUGUACUUUAUUAAUAUUUGAAUUAUAAACUAAGGUUUACGUCAUUAUUUACACAACUAAACUUAAAUCCUUAUCAAAAUGAAUUACUUAAUAAUCAAGAGGAUAUUAUAGAGAUAAGAUUUGCCUUUUACAAUACGUUAAUUAGUCUUAUAGUUUAGAAUUCAUUCAUUUCAUUUCAUCAGCUAAUUUUAAUAUACAGCUGGAAAAUCUACAUGAAUACGUUGUUUGAAAUCUGUAAAUAGUGUAAAAUACGGGUAUUAUUCAUGUUUGGUGUCUUUCCAAAAGUCUAACAUACCGCGGUUAUGAACACACCUCUCUCGAGUUAUGAACUGCGCCAGCUGCUUUCUGAAUGAACAUUCAAGAGAUAUGUACAAAAAAGAAGCUUUUUUUGUACAUCAUUUACGUUUUAAAACCGGAUCCCAAUUUUAUGAAUAGGCUCGAUCCGCGCGUGUUUCUGAACGCAAAUUAUUAUAUCGCUCUUUAAGUGGAACGGUAGACCUUAGCACGAAAUCGGAACUGUCGUAAGCGUCGCAGUCGAUCGUUCUUAUCGAAAGUCUGUUUUGAGUCUAGUGUUACUUUAGUUUUAAUGAUUUUAAUUAUUUCUAAACCAAGAUAAAUCAAAUAAAGGCCUCUUAUUUUAGAACACGGAUUUUUAAAUUAAUUCACAUUACUAUAAAAUCUCGCCUGAUGCCGGAACGGAUAUAACUCGUCUGGUAGAACACGUUUAGUCUAGAAUGCAUAUUCACUCUUUUACUUAUGUUUAAGUCAUCCGUUCAAAUUAAACAAGGAACGUAAGUCUACCAUCUCCCAGACUUUAGCCAAUUUAUGUAAAAAAUAUAAAAUUCUAAAUUGAUGUAGGCAGAGAUUCGAGCUCAGCACUUAUCGGCUAUCGGUAAAUCCUAAUCGCGGUAGAGUUCUUUAAAACUGUUACACGCCUACAACUUAACACAAAAGGGAAUGCCCAUCCCCGCCCCAGGCCUAUCCUAACCACCCAGCAAUUUACUUAGAUCUAAAAAAUCUUGAUAAUUUUACUUUAAUAAUGAAAUCAUUUCUUUAUCAAAAAAAGUUUGCUACUAAGUUUUACGACAUUUUUAAUUCAUCAUAAAUUUGUACACAACGGGGGCAAGGCAAUAUCGUUGACAAUACAAUCUGAGUAUUACGAUAUUAUUUGAAGACUUAAGAUUGGUUUGUAUGUUCGUUUUCUUGUUUGUUUUAAGCUUGUUGGCAACAGAAAAAAAUUAUACAGCUUCAAAUGUUACUUCGCCAUUUUGGUAUACCGGCGAACAUUUUUAUUAAGCCAAUUAUUUAAUAAUCGAGAUCCAACCGAUAUGUUCUAUAGAAUUUCGUACUGUAAGUGUACGCACUCGUGCUAAACACUCUUGUGUCGUUUAAGAUGUCACAUUAUUAUAUCCUUAUCAGAGUAACUGGAAGCUUUCGAGUUUUUUGUACACUACGUGGCGAUUGACCAGUAGUUUCCGGUCUAACGGCAAUAUUGGCAAACAUAUGUUCGGUAUCUUCUUCACACUUCUGUGACGAUUUUUUUCAAAAUGAAACUGCACUUGUACUUUUAAUUGAGAUUUUAGUAGGGUGUUGUGACAUCUUGACUUAAACUAUACUACUAAAAUAAAUUGAAAUCACAACCUACAAAAAUCUAUUACAUAUUAAUUUAUAUUAUCAUAAAUAUUUAUUGCAAUAGUGUCCUCAAAAUACCUUAAUUGAAUUCAUAUUCUCUCAUAGGUGUUAAUUGCUUAAAAAGCAGUUAUCUUCUUCUUUCUUGCUUCUCCGCGCCUCUAGGGAAUUUCUUGCGCUCAUGUGAUAUUGUCUAAUUUAAAUUCAAUCAAUACCCUGCAAACUGAAUUAUGUAUUAUCAACACAAGGAAGAGAGCAUUCAAUGCUAGUAUUAAUUCCCGAUAGUAUUAUGGUCUUAAAAAGAAGAUUCUCCUGUCGACCUAUACAGGAUUGUAUAAUUGGUGAAAACAUUUUGCAUAAUUUUAAUUAAAUUAAAAAUCAUUCAAACAAGUCGUUAAAAAGCUGAAACCUGUAAGUGGCACAAGUAUGCUUCUUUGACUGAGAAUUACAUAUUUGUACCUUUUGCCGUGAAAACCCUUAGGCCGUGGAGUCGAAGUACCCAAAAAAUCUCCGAGCCAUUAAACCGCGGCUAGUUGCCUCGACUGGUGACAAGGGCUGGCUCAUUUUUUGCGCAAAGGAUCCUUGGCUGUCCAACGUGGAAAUGCUGCCAAUAUUCUUCCCACCA